CGGGGCCGGAGUCCAGCUCCGGGCCUCCGCGGCCAUCGCUGCCUGCGCGCUCCGUUCCGCUCGCCCGCUUCCCGCCCACCCGGGCCGAGUGGGGCCGGGUGGCGUCCGCAGCCUCGCCCCGAGGGACACGGCGGCUUCAGGGGCUGGGCCUCCCUCCCUCCAGCGCAAUGUCAGGCACCGCGACAGCUCUGUGAGGCCGCGGCCGUGGCGCUGGGCGGCGGCGGGUCCGGGCCGAGGCCGCUCAUGGUGCCGCCACGACACCAUCGCGGGGCAGGAAGGCCAGGUGCGCUGAGUUCUUCACCUCCUUUUAGACUCAGAUCUGCCAAGUUUUCAGGCAUUGCUCUUGAAGAUCUUAGAAAAGCCUUUAAAGUAAGAUUGCAAAUGGUGUGUGUAUUUAUCAUGAACCGGAUGAAUUCCCAGAGCAGUGGUUUCACUCAGCGCAGGCGAAUGGCUCUUGGGAUUGUUAUUCUCCUACUUGUUGAUGUGAUAUGGGUCGCAUCCUCAGAACUUACUUCGUAUGUUUUUACUCAGUACAACAAGCCAUUCUUCAGCACCUUUGCAAAAACAUCUAUGUUUGUCCUAUACCUUUUGGGAUUUAUUAUUUGGAAGCCAUGGAGACAACAAUGUACAAGAGGAUUUCGAGGAAAGCAUGCUGCUUUUUUUGCAGAUGCUGAAGGUUACUUUGCUGCUUGCACAACAGACACAAGUAUGAAUAGUUCUUUGAGUGAACCUCUUUAUGUUCCUGUGAAAUUUCAUGAUAUUCCAAGUGAAAAACCUGAGAACACAAACAUUGAUACUGAAGAAACUCCCAAAAAGUCUCGUGUAAGGUUCAGUAAUAUCAUGGAGAUUCGGCAGCUUCCAUCAAGCCAUGCAUUGGAAGCUAAGUUGUCUCGCAUGUCAUAUCCUACUGUGAAAGAACAAGAAUCCUUAUUCAAAACUGUGGGGAAACUUACUGCAACUCAAGUAGCAAAAAUUAGCUUUUUUUUUUGCUUCGUGUGGUUUCUGGCAAAUUUGUCAUAUCAAGAAGCACUUUCAGACACACAAGUUGCUAUAGUUAAUAUUUUGUCCUCAACUUCUGGACUUUUUACCUUAAUUCUUGCUGCAAUGUUUCCAAGUAACAGUGGAGAUAGAUUUACUCUUUCUAAACUAUUAGCUGUAAUUUUAAGCAUUGGAGGUGUUGUGCUGGUGAACUUGUCAGGGUCUGAAAAAUCUGCUGGAAGAGAUACAAUAGGUUCCAUCUGGUCUCUUGUUGGAGCCAUGCUCUAUGCUGUCUAUAUUGUUAUGAUUAAGAGAAAAGUAGACAGAGAAGAUAAGUUGGAUAUUCCAAUGUUCUUUGGUUUUGUAGGUCUGUUUAAUCUGCUGCUCUUAUGGCCAGGUUUCUUUUUACUUCAUUAUACUGGAUUUGAGGACUUUGAGUUUCCCAAUAAAGUAGUAUUGAUGUGCAUUAUCAUUAAUGGCCUUAUUGGAACAGUUCUCUCAGAGUUCCUGUGGUUGUGGGGCUGCUUUCUUACCUCAUCAUUGAUAGGCACACUUGCACUAAGCCUUACAAUACCUCUGUCCAUAAUAGCUGACAUGUGUAUGCAAAAGGUGCAGUUUUCAUGGUUAUUUUUUGCAGGCGCUAUCCCUGUAUUUUUUUCAUUUUUUAUUGUGACUCUCUUAUGCCAUUACAAUAAUUGGGAUCCUGUGAUGGUGGGAAUCAGAAGAAUUUUUGCCUUUAUAUGCAGAAAACAUCGAAUUCAGAGGGUUCCGGAAGACAGUGAACAAUGCGAGAGUCUCAUUCCUAUGCACGGUGUUUCUCAGGAGGAUGGAGCUAGUUAGCUGUUGUCUGUAGUCCAGCUUGAUAAUGGAACAUUAUGCAGCGAAGAGACAAUCUCUGGCAAGUUUUUGUAGGAAAUGUUUCAGUGCCUAGUCUGAAAAAUAACAGUUUCAGUUCUUUGGAACUCUAAAAUAUAUUUUCCUCAGAUCUGUUUUCUUCAUUUCAUAAUGAAGUACUUUGCUAUGUAGCUGUGUACAUAUCACUACAGUUAUAGGAAUUUCCAAUCCACAGUUCCUCUAAAGGACCAACCUGCCUUACACAUCUCAAGGAAUUCAGCUGAUGAAAUAAUUUGAACUAAUCAAGGAAUAAAAUUCUGAUGUUCUGGAGACUUUAUUUUCACAUAUUAUUUGUUAAAUGCUGGACUAUAUUAUGAAAAUGUUUUCAAGAAAUCAUUUAAGUAUAUAGAUCAGUGUUUCUUAACAGAUAAAGUGAUGAAGUAAGCUGCCUAUAAUAGGUACGGAUUAUAUUUUUGAGUUUUCAUAGAAUAUUGCAAAUUAACAACACAGAAAAAAAUGCUUAAUUUUAUGCAAAUGUGUCCAUGUAAAUUUAGUGGGACUUUAAAGAGAAAACAUAUUUGAGAAACGUCUGGUUCACUCACACUACAUAAACUGUAUUAUCCUUUCCUAGCAUUAGGUGCCUUGUAUUUUAAAUCUGUGACAAACCAUGACAAAUUUUUAAAGGGGAAGUAUUAUUGUAAAAUGGAGAAUUAUGUAUUUCUAAAGGCUCUAUUGCUGUAAAUUUAAUGGAUAAAGCUCUGCUUAAUUAGAGUUUUGAAGAAAUAUUCUCUCUUCAAUUAAGACGUUUUCAUAAUGGAAUGAUUUGAGUUGAAGUGAUAAAGAGUAUUAUUAAAAUAAAAUGUUUGUAUAUAUGUAUUUGUGUAUGACAGAUCUAUUAAUUGGUUUCUGAUUUUUUUCAUAUAUAAAUGCCCAAUUACUCUAGAACUGGAUGCCUCUAGUUUUCCUAAAUAAAUGUUUAAUGGCUAAAAUACCAAAGAAGGCAAAAAGAGAUUCUACUUUAAAAAUUUCAUUUGAAUUUUUCCUCUACCAAGCUUAAAUAUAAAAUACUCUUAAUUACAACUCUUAAA
Molecule: messenger RNA, 2900 nt
Organism: Mirounga angustirostris (Northern elephant seal)
Lineage: Eukaryota; Metazoa; Chordata; Mammalia; Carnivora; Phocidae
Gene: SLC35F5
Product: solute carrier family 35 member F5
Exons: 16
Coding region: 244-1818 (524 amino acids)
Cellular component (GO): membrane
Source: RefSeq, a predicted model, not a curated record